AUGCUUAUUAAAAUGAACAUCCAUUUCCAUAUUUUCCUCUGCAUUCUCAUCUUUUAUACGCUGUUCUACAUGGCAAGCACCUUGUGUGCAGGAUUCAUGAGGAUAGAAGAUUUUGAUUGGAUGUUACCAUUUAGACACAAGAUUACACCAUCUCUCAGUAGCUCUCAAUAUUUACUUCAUGUGAUUUCUGCAGGGAUAACCUUCUUCUUGAGUGGCCUUCUCUUUGUCCCUCUUGUUGGUGCCAUGGUGUGGGAUUAUUCUGCCACAGUGACUGUUCUUCAUGUAAUCAUCUGUUGCACAGUUACGCAAGAAUUUCCUCUCAUGUGGCAAUGGUGGCUGCAAAUAGGCUCUGGGUUGUUUCUUAUGAUUAUAUCUGGUCAGACGGUUGCAUACUUUACAUGCAGAAGCUCAAAUCAAAGGCAUAGAUCAACUAUCUAAUGUGACAACUGUAUGUAUGUAUAUACUGUAUAUCAAAAAGCUAG
Bufo gargarizans (Asiatic toad) is the source of this 482-nucleotide messenger RNA. Its product is annotated as transmembrane protein 244-like. The record is from RefSeq and is a predicted model, not a curated record. Bases 1 to 438 code for a protein of 145 amino acids. The transcript is spliced from 6 exons. NCBI's taxonomy places the organism in Eukaryota, Metazoa, Chordata, Amphibia, Anura, Bufonidae.